AAUUCUGGGAAGGGUAGGGAGGGAGGCAGGGAGAGGCAGCGUGUGCAUGUGUGAUGAGCAAUAGCUGUGGACCUUACAGUUGCUGCUAACUGCCCUGGUGUGUGUGUGAGUGUGCGUGUGUGUGAGAGAGCGAGAGAGAGCGAGAGAGGGAGAGAGAGAGGGAGGGAGGGAGGGAGUGGAGAGGGUGGGGGGGAGAGAUAAGAGAGAGAAGAGGAAAAGGAGAGAGGAGAAGGAAGGAAGAAGAAGGAAGGAAGGGGACAAUACGAUCAUGCUGUGCUGUAUGAGAAGAACAAAACAGGUUGAAAAAAAUGAGGAUGGGGACCAAAAGAUUGAGCAAGAUGGAAUCAAACCAGAAGAUAAAGCUCAUAAGGCAGCCACCAAAAUCCAGGCCAGCUUCCGUGGACACAUAACAAGGAAAAAGCUCAAGGGGGAGAAGAAGGGAGAUGCCCCUGAGACUGAUGCCACCGACAAGAAGGAGGAAGGCCCUGCUGGAGGAACAGCUGAGAACAAAGAGAGUGAGGCUCCCACUGCCACAGAAGCGGCCACUGCUGACAGUGCCCAGCUGGAGGAGGGCAGCAAAGACAGCAGUGCGCCAGCAGAGGAGAAAAAAGGGGAUGGAGCUGCCGACAAAAGCUCAGAGCCGCCAGCCCCACAGGCUGCCACUCCUGCUGCCUCCUCUGAGGAAAAACCCGCUGCUGCCACCACCGCUGAAACGGAAAGUGCCACUAAAGCUUCUACUGAUAACUCGCCGUCCUUGAAGGCUGAUGAAGCCCAAGACAAAGAGGAGCCUAAACAAGCCGACGUGCCUGCUGCUGACACCACUGCCACCACCACCCCUGCCGCAGAGGAUGCUACUGCCAAGGCAACAGCGCAACCCCAAAUGGAGACAGUGGAGAGCAGCCAAACCGAAGAGAAGACAGAUGCUGUAGAAGAAACCAAACCUACUGAAAGUGCCCAGCAGGAAGAGGUGAAAGAAGAAGAGAGCAAGGCGGACCAAGAAAAUGCCUGAACAUUAAGAAAUGACUCCCCAUUGCCCCUCCCUCCCUCCCCCUAUCCUCUAUCCUUCCUUCCCACCCCAAUCUCAAUCUCCCCCCUUCCUGCUCACAUCUGUGAGCCUGUCCAUCCCUCUCCCAUUCCCACUUAAACCCUUUUUCUCUCUGUGUGGCAAACAUUUAAAGAAAAAAAAAAGCAAAAAAAAAAAAAAAAAAGCAGGAAAAAUCCCAGUCAAACAGUGUGGCUUAAACAUUUCUUUGUUUCUUGGUGUUGUUAUGGCAAGUUUUUGGUAAUGAUGAUCCAAUCAUUUUGGGAAAAUUCUUGCACUGUAUCAGAGUUCUUUGACCUGGCGCGUACGUGUGUCUGUCUGCCCACUGCGAGCGCGCGCGCUCUCUCUCUCUCUCUCUCUCUCCUCUCUCUCUUCUCCAAGUGUGUGUGUGUGCAAUGUUACGUUCACCUGAGGAGUCCAGACUUACCGAGUGAGUUAAAACAAAAGAGGGGGGGAAAAAAAAUUAAGUACUUUUCUUCCUUUUUCAAUGUGAUGGAAUGAACGAAUGCAACGAAAAAGAAAAAAAGGAAAAAAAAAAAAGAAGAAAAAAAGACCAAAACCAACAAACGAGUGAAAAAUAAUACUAAACCCCAGUUUGUUUUCAGAACUAAAAUAACAACAACAACAAAAAUGUGCCAAUUAGCAUAAUGCUUGGCUCCAGGCUCCUUUUUCAAACUGAACAAUAAUUAUAAUAAAUGAGAACAAUGAUCAUUAAUACCACCGUGUCGCAUUUUUAUGCUGCUGUACAUCCUACUGGCCCGUGGUCUUUGGCAGGCCACUACUUUUGUGGCCCUGCUGUGCUCCUCAGCCACUGGUCAGUGACCAACUGCUCUCCCUGGCACUGCUGAGGGGAUUUUUGAAGGAAGCAGGCUUGGAUUUUGAGUGAGGUGUUAGCACUGACUAACAUAAAUAAGGAAAGUAUUAAAUCAGUUUUAGGAAAGAACAAAAUAAGUGGCCCUCUAGGAGACCUCUAAGCCCUGCAUUGGAGCACGUAUGGUGACCCUGGAGGGAUGAGCCAGCAGAGGGACCAACUUUGGUCCAUGCUGAAGGUCUGGCCACUGCCAAGGGGUACACCAAGGGCUGUGAGGCGACAGAGUCCCGGGGCCUGAGCUCCACCUGGCAGCAAGGUGAUGCUCACUGCAUCGGGCUGGAGUUGGAGAAGUCAUUGAGUAGCAUAGUAUGGCCCUCCAAAAAUAUUCUGUUUGGCAAAAUAAAUUGGCCCAGUGCAUUGAAUAAACAGGCACAUGCAAAUGACAAGGUCUGGUGGUGUAAGAGCCAGUCAAUGCACUUUGAGAAAUCCCUCAUUCCUUCUCCCUGGUGAAACCUGUAAUGAUUCACCCAGCUCUAAGGAGGGCCAAGGCUUUUAGCUGUUGUUUAUGGCCUCCCCCAGCAGAGCACCACUUCACCAUCUCCACCACUGCUUUUCACAGGGUGUGGGAUGUUCCCUGGUGCACCCCACCCACAUGCCCGCUAGACCCAGCCUGUCCCGCUGGGGUACAGACAGACACCCAGCCUGAGCCUGAACAGCCACUGUGAGCUGCUGCUCUGUUUAUGAGCUGUGAGAGCCAACACUUAGAAUGAAUUCAGCAAUAACUGGGCUUUCAUAAAAGCCCAGCUAUUGCUCUUUCAUUGCCCUGAUUAUUAUCAUGUGCUUUCCUGGUUGCGUUGGCCAGUGAACCCUGUAGGAUUGCCCGACGAUGCUGCAGGGCCACAAUUAAAUUGGCCUCAUUGAAGUAGCAUCAAAAAGAUGGGUCUGUGGAUGGCCUCCAUGUCCCUUGGUGGCUGAUGCUUGGAGUGGCAACCCAAGCACCUUCAGAGGGCUGAGUGGCCCUCCCUGCCCUACUCCUUUGUUCUUCUCCAUCUCUUUGUUGGAAAUAGGGAGAAAAGAUAAACAGUGUCUCCUCUGUGAUGAUUGGUUUGAACGUAGACCGCUCACUGAAAGUGCCAUCAAAACGCAUCAGGAUUCAUUUCCAUGUCCUUCCUGGAAUUGUGUAGAAAUAAGAGAGAGAGAGAGAGACUGGGAGGAUUUUUUUAAAAGAGAGGGAAAGAGAGAGUGGGAGAAAGACUGGACAGAGAUUUUUAAAAACAGGGAAUAGAGAGAGGAAGGGGAAGAUUUUCGAGUGGAUAGAUGGGAUGAUAGGGAGAGAGAGGGGAGUAUAGCUAGAGUAAGAAAGAUUAGAGUGAAAAAGAUGAGAGAGAGACCGGAAGAAAUUAGAUCAUAUGGAGCAAUAGAUGAUUGAUAGAGAUAGUGAAAAGUAGCUAGCAAAAGUAGAUUAGACAGACUAAAUAGAAAGAUGGGCUGACUGACAGAUAGGUAUUGUGUCAUACUUCAUAAACGAUAUAUAUGCUAAUAUUCCCAUGUCAUGAUGGGUGGUAAACCCUGAGACACCUUCCAGCCUGACCUCAACUCAGCAAAUGUAGCGCAGACAUCAGGCAUUGCUUGGACCGUAUGUCAGGUCUCACCACCUUGCCUGUUCCUGCUGUGGAAGAGGCAGGAGGGUGGAUGGUCUUUGGGGAGGGAGAGCGCUCUGAUGGGCACGGGGGGCUGAGGUGUGGGGAGGAGAGGCAGAGUAUGUUUGCUGUUCGUAGCACACCAGGUGCCCAGCCCAGCUCGGACGUUGCAGAUGCAUUGUGUCUCUAGCACCAAGUUGAGAGAACUGAAGUUCAGCUCUUGGGAUUUGUGGGAGAAGUGUUUGGGAGAAGGCAGGAAGGAGAGAGUACGGCUUUUGUUUAGCCUCAUCUCCUGUCAUGACCAUUACAAGAGUUUUCUUAAGGACUGUCUUGCCUGUUUCUGCAAAGACCACGUGGUCUCUCUGCUAUUCUGACUUCAGACCCCAAGCUUUUCAUCUUGCCUCCUCUUUACUAUUACUAUUUUUAACUUUAUAGGGAAAAGAAAAUUGCCUCUCAUGUCUUCCUGGACAUAGGCCUUCCUCCCUCCUCAAAAAACAGAAACAUUUUUCUCUCCCAAGGGAUGUUUUAUCUUUGUAUUUUGCACGUUGCCUCUCACUUGGCUGAUGGUUGAGGCAUCACGUGUGUUUCGUCACCAUUUGUAAGAACAUACUUUGCCAUGUUGCUUAGAGAACAAAGGGUUGGGUUUUGUACUUUGAUUUUUUUCCCCUACAAAGAGAAUGGGGUAUGUGGUUACCAACUGCAAACCUAAAUAGUUUAAAUACUAAUUCCUCUCCCUUGGUUCCAGUUUAAAAUUAGCAGCUGUAACCAAGCUCCCCCCUGUCUUUCUUAUUGUACUGUGUCCUGAUCCUGCCAGAGAGUCAGGGCAAAGAGAGCGUGAGAGAGAGCACACAGACAAACCCUGCCUUGAGCAGGCAGUGGUUUAAUGUGGAAUACACAAGAUUUGUAUAGGAAGCUGGGCUGUCUUCAGGGUACAGGAAGAGAACAGAGAAAAACAUUUGGAUUUCCUUGAGCUGUCCCUUCAGCCAGAUUUUAAAAGGCUAAAAGGAAACAGUAUAAAGGAUGGAGCAUGGGAUGGAAACUGGAAAGAGAACCAGGGUAUUUGAGGAAAAAUUUGACUAGCAGGAUAUCAAGUGAGCUGCAAGCAGCACAAGAGGCAGGAGGUCCCAGAAGAAAGGAGGGGAGCAAGGAGUAUUCAGCAGAGUCAUUGGAGCUUUUCUUCUACUCCUGAUGCAACAACCAACAAGAAUUCCCCAGGGAGUAUAUCCUAAAGGGGGCACAGCUCUAUCUGGAGGUGUCUAUGGUUGUUACUUUAUGUAUGGAGUGAGAAGGGCAUGUCAGAGUGAUUCUCACCAGGAAUGUGGUGCCUGACUGCCUGACCUCACGUACAGUGGUGUGGAAAUUCAGAGGGCAAGAGGGGCUUUUUCCAUGCCUCUGUAGUAAGAUCCCAUGUGUACUGCAUGCUCAUACCAGCUGUAGGCCAGCUCUUAACAUUUCACUUCAUCUAGCUUAAGCCUUGGAAAAGUAGGAAAAUCCCAAGUAACACCCCCAAUCAAUGUAGUAGAUCAUUCUCAUUAAUUUGGUCUGCUUUACAACACUUGUGGCAUCCACAGACUGUCUGCAUUGAUAGCACAUGCAAACCCACAAUCCUUGCAAUAGUUGCAUCAGCCAGGAAGCUCCACCAUAAGCCACAUUCCAAAGGAAGAGGAAAGGCAUCCUGCUGAGAUCCCUUCAGACCAAGCGUUUUCCAACCCCAAACCCCAGUGCAGCCCCGUGAGAGGCUAUGGUGACAAUGUAAACACCAUUGCUUGGAGAACACGUUACUCUAAAUGAAAGAAAUGGCCAUGACUGGAGGAGAGGGGUUUAGAAAGAAAGUAAAGAAGAAAAAAAGAAAGAGGGAGUUCAUACCAAACUUCCUAUGGGAGUUAUUUCUUUUUUUUUUUCUGCAGUCUCUGUAUGGCAAACUAGCAUGUGAGGCUUUUUGUACUGAAGGUCUGGUGUUUGUCAUAGGUGUCUAGGGAAGGAAACUGAGUGGCUGUGGUUUGCCAAGGUGGAGAGAAGGGUCUGAAUGAAUUUUUUUGUGCCCUCUCUUGACUAACAGGGCCGUUCGGUGGUCACCUGCAGCUCAGCACUGUGGGAGGUUGUGGUGGGUGUCCUCUUCCAGGCCUGUGCUCAGAUUUCCUGCUUUUCUGCAUUGCCACAUUAGCACUUUCACUGGAUAUUUAGAGCACCUCAGGACUGGUUCUCCUCUCGUUCACACCGGGAUAACUCAGGAGUCACUCCACUGGAACCAGUGGUGUUAAUCUGGUGUGAAAAUAAUACGAGAGGAGGAUUCAACUCCUCGGGGGGGGAUUUUCCAGGUCCCCGAGGGGGAAAAAGAAAUCAAUGGGAGUUACAUGUCUAACUGCCACUUGUGCCUGUGAAAGUCUGCCCCUUAUCUACCCAUAUGUAUAUAGGGUACAGUUUUCAGAAUAACCUAAGUGACGUGGGCACUUGAGAGCAGACAUUUCACUGGCUUUCAAAGAGACAUAAGCUCCUAAGGCCCAGAUGCUGCAGUAUCUCCCAGCUCCUCUUUGCAGCGAAUUUGGGGUUUGAGGUCUAAAAUUCUCCAGUCGUUUUCCAAAAAUGGAUCUGACGAUGGUGAGUCAUUUAGGUGAUCCUGAAAGCGCUACCCUCUAUUCAUUUUUCAGGGUGUUGAUCUCAGGUCAUGUGCGAGCCUGCAUUCUUACCUACAAUGCUUUAUUACUACAUUCCUCUGUUGAGCAAUACUUGGAAGAAGAGGUGAAGGUCAAGAUGUGCAGAACAGGCUAGUGACCCCAGUGGCUCACGUCUGGAGUGCCCAACUUGAGAGAAACCUCACUGGGGCCCAGUCCACAGGUCCCCCGUAUACUCUGAACAUCAAGAUUAAUGUAUUACACACCCAGAACCACUGGUCACUUCCUAAACAAAAACCCCAGCCUGAGACCUAGCCUACUCUCACAAAAGAAAAUACUAGGUAAACUUUUCAUCCAGUAGCUUGGUUUUUCUGCUCAUGCCUGUUCCCAAUGAAUGAAUCACAUCCCUGUGCACCAUCUAAGCCCUAUUUUGAGGAGUUACACUGGCAUACAGCUGAAGUAACACAGUAGUAAAUUGGGGCCUGAAGAAGGCGGCUACAGCCUAGAGAGUAUCAAGAACUGUGAAGUGUCUGGAAGCUAAUAAGAGCAGAACUUGACAAUUAGAGCGGCCCAUUUCCGAUGCUCUUGUGUGAGGAUCUGGAAAGAGUCUCUCACUCAUUGUACUUGUGCAUUAUGAAUGUGUCCAUCUGCAGAGAUCUAAUGUACACAUAUGUCCUGAAUAUUGUCCUAAGGUUGCAAGCUUCAAAAAUGAGCAGAAAACAUUCCCGAGAAGUGAGAAUAAUACAGAUGUCUGUAUUUGAAAAAUUGGUUCAAAUAAAGUCUCUCACUUAUA
Apus apus (common swift) is the source of this 6898-nucleotide messenger RNA. It is a transcript of the gene GAP43, whose product is annotated as growth associated protein 43. The coding region runs from base 269 to 1009 and encodes 246 amino acids. The transcript has 3 exons. Gene Ontology annotation, biological process: regulation of growth; axon choice point recognition; axon regeneration. Lineage: Eukaryota; Metazoa; Chordata; Aves; Apodiformes; Apodidae. Gene Ontology annotation, molecular function: phosphatidylserine binding; phosphatidylinositol phosphate binding; lysophosphatidic acid binding. The record is from RefSeq and is a predicted model, not a curated record. Gene Ontology annotation, cellular component: plasma membrane; postsynaptic density; cytoplasm.